AUGGUUGAUUCCGCUCGACUCUCACCAAGCCAGCACGACGCAGAAGGAAAAGGACGACGCACGAUGGUUCAGCUGAGAGUCGCCGUGACCCAGGCCGAGCCCGUCUGGCUCGACCUCGCCGGUGCCGUGGAAAAAACGUGCACGCUCAUCGAAAAGGCCGCGCUCGACGGCGCCCAGCUCAUUGCCUUUCCGGAGUGUUGGAUCCCCGGCUACCCUUGCUGGAUCUGGAGUCGACUGGUUGACCCCGAGCUGAAUAUACGCUACAUCAAAAACUCACCGACGCUCUCCUCGGCCGAGAUUGGCCAGAUUCGAGACUGCGCCAGGGUCAACGGCAUCGCCGUCUCCCUCGGCUUCUCCGAGAAUGACAACAACUCUCUCUUCAUCGCCCAACUCCUCAUCGGGCUCGAUGGCGAAAUCAAGGUCCACCGACGCAAGAUGAAGCCGACGCACAUGGAGCGGACCGUCUUCGGCGACGCCUCCGGCCACUGCCUCCGGAGCGUGGGCGAGCUGCCGUUUGCCCGCGUCGGUGCCCUCAACUGCUGGGAGCAUGUCCAACCGCUGCUCAAGUACAACACCAUCGCUCAGCGGGAGGAGAUUCACGUCGCCGCUUGGCCGAGCUUGACACCGCACGGCGGUGGACCGGACCUCUGGUCGAUGAGUGCCGAGGGAUGCCAGAGCAUAUCGCGCGUCUACGCCAUCGAGUCGGCCACGUUUGUGCUGCACAGCACCGCCGUCAUAUCGGCCAAGGGCGUCGAGACCCUCGGCACCGAGCAGGGCUUCUUCAUGUCCUUUGCUGGCGGUGGCGGCUCUGCCAUCUUCGGACCCGACGGAAGCAGGCUCUCGGAUCCCGUCGACGACACGAUGGAAACGAUUUUAUACGCUGACCUCGACUUGGAUCAGCUGCUCCAUGUCCGCAUGUUUGCCGACUGCAUCGGCCACUACAGCCGCCCAGAUCUCCUUUGGCUCGGCGUCGACGGCACCAUCAAGUCUGUUGUUCGUCCAGACGGGAAUGGAGGGCUUUCUGGCCCCGCGGGCUUGCCGUCUUGA
Molecule: messenger RNA, 1047 nt
Organism: Drechmeria coniospora
Lineage: Eukaryota; Fungi; Ascomycota; Sordariomycetes; Hypocreales; Ophiocordycipitaceae
Exons: 3
Coding region: 1-1047 (348 amino acids)
Molecular function (GO): catalytic activity
Source: RefSeq, a predicted model, not a curated record